AUGUUAAUUUUUUUUCUGAUCGUUUCUCUCAUCUCAUCGAUCAAUGCUACAGCUAUGAUAUCUCGCUCAGAGUACCCGCUAUCUCAGAUCCCUGCACACGGUCCAAAAACUAGAUUAACCAUAGGCAAUAAAUACAUUGCUCCAGAUGGCUUCAACCGCUCAACAACUCUUGUUAAUGGCGCAUUUCCUGGACCGUUGAUCACAGCCCAGAAGGGAGAACACUUUGAUAUUGAAGUGGUCAACAUACUCAAUGACGAAUCGAUGUACGUGCUUACCAGUGUUCACUGGCAUGGCCUCUUCCAGAAUCGAACGAACUAUGCCGAUGGGGUGGCCUUCGUCACACAAUGCCCCAUUACGCAGAACCAUUCUUUUUUACAUUCCUUCUCCGCCCCAAACCAGGCGGGCACUUACUGGUAUCACAGUCAUUAUUCUUGCGAUGGUCUGAGGGGACCACUGGUAAUAUAUGAUCCUGAAGACCCUUUGGCGUACAUGUAUGAUGUCGACGAUGCAAGUACCGUAAUCACGCUUGCCGACUGGUAUCACACUGUGUCCCCCGACUUGCUCGGCACUGUACCUACUGCCCAGUCUAUGCUCAUCAAUGGACUCGGUCGCUAUGCUGGCGGACCCCAGUCUGAGCUUGCUGUGAUCAAUGUCAAGCCGGGAAAGCGAUAUCGCUUGCGCCUGAUUCAAAUGUCAUGCGAACCCAACGUCCAAUUCUCCAUCGAUGGCCACAACUUAACUGUUAUCGAAGCGGAUGGACAGCUGACAGAUCCUCUAGUGGUAGAUCAGCUUCAGAUUCUUGCGGCCCAGCGCUACUCUGUGGUUCUAGUAACUGAUCAGCCAGUGGAUAACUACUGGGUACGCGCUCUUCCUAGCACGGAGAAUGCGACCUACGACGGAGGCAUGAACUCUGCUAUUCUACGCUACGAAGGCGCCCCGGAGACCAACCCGACUACGGUCAAUACGUCAGCCCAGAACCCAUUGGUAGAGACCAACUUGCAUACUCUGAACACUCCCGGUGCUCCUGGCAUUCCGGGGUACGGGAACGCAGAUAUAAACCUCAACUUCAAUGUUUCCUUCAAUGGCUCAAAUUUCGAUGUCAAUGAUGUCACAUUUGUAAACCCCACUGUUCCUGUUCUACUCCAAAUUCUUAGUGGAGUUCGAGACCCUUCUGAGCUGCUCCCAAACGGGAGUGUGUACGUUCUCGAGGCCAACAAAACGGUAGAGUUGACAGUGGCAAUAGUAGGCGCUCCCGGCGGACCUCAUCCUAUACACCUUCAUGGGCAUGCAUUUGAGGUCGUACAGAGCGCGGACAGCAGUACCUUCAAUUACGCGAACCCCGUUCGCCGCGAUGUGGUCAGCGCUGGGAUUAUUGGGCAGCAAACGGUGAUCCGAUGGGUCACUGACAAUUCUGGCCCGUGGAUCUUGCAUUGUCACAUUGACUGGCACCUUGCAACCGGUUUUGCUGUGGUAAUGGCAGAAAGUCCCUCGGAUACUCCAGCUCACGUGAGCCCCGUGCCAGCUGAAUGGGAGCGCUUAUGUCCAAUCUAUAACCAAGACCCGGAUCCCACGGUAGCUGGCAUAACUGGAAUCUACUCUGCCUGA
This is a messenger RNA of Suillus bovinus, 1605 nucleotides long. RefSeq names its product laccase. The transcript is spliced from 12 exons. NCBI's taxonomy places the organism in Eukaryota, Fungi, Basidiomycota, Agaricomycetes, Boletales, Suillaceae. Gene Ontology annotation, molecular function: oxidoreductase activity; copper ion binding. The record is from RefSeq and is a predicted model, not a curated record. The coding region runs from base 1 to 1605 and encodes 534 amino acids.